GGUACCAGAAGAUCAGCUCCGUUCGCGGAGCCGCGUAGAGGUCUCGAUUGCAUCUCCGGAAGCUGAUCUGAGUGGUCUUCGUGCUUACCUCUAAGUGGAGAUUCUCGACGGCGGCAUCUCGAUUCUCGUUCCGCGACGAGAUCGGUUUCGUGAAAUCCACGCGAAAGAUUCUCAAGAGAGCGGCCGAUAGCGCGCGCGCGCGCGCGCGCGUGGACUUGCCGGCGAGUGCGCGGAGUGCCCCGAUAUCGAGUGCUGGAUGAAGACACUUGUCUGGUAUAUAAGUGACAAAGUGUCGGCGAAGCGAGAGAGAGAGGUUUGAGAGGAGAGGUGCUCGAGCGAUCCUUGUUAGCGCCGAGCGAUAUAUCCAGAAGAAGCUGCGGAAACCUGACUACGGAUGGUUAACGACGUAAUGAGCGAGUACGAACGAAUCAAGCGUUCGUGCUUGAAACGGGGUGAGCUCUGGGAGGAUCCAGAAUUUCCAGCGACGCAAACAUCCGUCUUCUACCAUCAGACACCGCCGUUCCAGUUCCAAUGGAAGAGGCCAAAGGAGUUGUGCAAUCGCCCCAUCUUCGUCAGCGAUGCACCGGCUCAGUUCGACGUCAUUCCCGGGAAGAUGGGUGAUAAGUGGCUGGUAUCGUGCCUGGGCGUAUUGCACCUCAGCAAAGGUCUCUUCUACAGGGUGGUACCAGCCGAUCAGGGUUUUGGCAGCGGCGGGGAACCCUCAGGCUCGCCGACCGCCGAGUAUGCGGGGGUGUUCAGGUUUCGAUUAUGGUGGUGCGGCGCGUGGGUGGAGGUCCUUGUUGACGACAGAUUGCCAGCGGUUCACGGAAGACUCGCCUUCGUGCAGAGUCGGCACACUGAUCAGUUCUGGCCGGCCCUGUUGGAGAAAGCGUACGCCAAGCUUCACGGCUCUUACGAGGCACUCAAAUAUGGUACAUUAUUGGAUGGCUUGUCCGAUCUCACGGGUGGUAUUACCGAAAGUAUCGCGAUUCGCCAGGACCCCACGGCCUGUGGACGAGCGCUGUCGAAACUUUUGGACAUGACGUCUCUCAUCACUUGUACAGUAAACAAUAAUCAACAGCAACAGAUACGUGCCAGCACUGAGAAACUCGCUAAUGGCAUACAAAUGGGGAUCAAUUACAGAUUGUAUGCGAUUGAGAGGGUGGAAACUUUUGGCGGGGAAGCAGUGCAAUUAGUAAAAUUAAGGAAUCCCCUCGGACCUGGUGGAGAAUAUGUGGGUGCCUGGGCAAGAGGCGGUCUCGAGUGGGACGAAGUACCUGUGGUAGAAAGGGAACGGUUAGCUGUAAGAAAUAUGGCUGAAGGAGAAUUUUGGAUAUCGUACUCCGAUUUCGUUAAGACAUUCACUCAUCUGGAAGUUGUGCAUUUGGAUGCCGAAACUUCGCGAGACGAACCGUCAUUACACAGUAAGCACACUUGGCAAAUGAAGUUGUAUCAAGGAAGCUGGAGAAGAGGCGUCACCGCAGGUGGAUGUCGAAAUAAUCAAGAGACCUUUCAUAUAAACCCGCAGUUGCAUCUUAUCCUGAGCGAGAUGGAGGAGGUAAUCGUGUCGCUAAAUCAGCAUUCCAUCAUGGAGCCGAAAGUGAUCGGUUUCACUGCGUACACGUUGCCGAAGAACAGCACCGAGUCGAUAAAUAAACAGUUCUUCAAGAAGAACAAGUCCUUAGUUAAUUCGCAAUACACAAAUAGCCGGCAGGUGAGCCACAGGUGUCAGCUCGAGCAAGGUGGUUACUUGCUCGUACCUACGACCUUCGAACCGACUCAAGAAACGAGUUUCACGUUACGAGUCUACAGCAGUAAGCCUCUAAAACUCAAAUUACUCGACACUCCUCCGUCGUUGAUGAAAUCAGCAAUAGUGAAAGCACCUCCCCUCGAAGGAAAGGGUUUCUCUCAAUAUGAAGCCGUAUUUCUACAACUCGCCGACGAGCACAGAACCGUUAACGCUUUUGAGUUGCAGGAGCUUUUAGAAGCCUGUUUACCGAAUGACUACAUCAAAAGUUGUGCCUGCAUGGAGGUCUGCCGACAAGUAGUACUCACGAUGGAUAGUUCCGGGAGCGGCCGGUUGAAGUUCAACGACUUCAAGGAUCUUAUGUGCAGUUUAAAGUACUGGCAAGCAGCUUUUAAGAACCACACGAAGGAAAAGACGGGAAUACUCAAGGCGGAAAGGCUACGCGACGCUCUGCUGGAAGUUGGUUUCCAAUUAAAUACGGACGUAUUAUCCAUUCUGAUUCUCCGAUACAUGAGGAAGGAUGGAACACUCCGAUUCGGCGACUUUGUUUCGGCGAUAUUACAUCUGAGCGACGCGUUUGGCAUAUUCGAGAGCAAGGAUCCUUUGCAGAACGGGACAAUAAAAUUAAGUUUGUCGGAGUGGCUAAGAUCAUCCCUGAUGUGCUGAACCGUCAGUCUACGUGAAUCGUGUACCUUGAGUCGUCUGUAUAUAACAUUCUUUUCAUUCGGAUAUUAGACGUAAGCUUUAGCCAUAUUAACGAUUAGCGAUCGCGUGUGCCCAUCUAUUUACACUUUGUAAAAAUGAUAUCAUCGUCCGUUUUUUUUACUUUAUCGCUAAUCAUCAUUUCCUUAUGUAAUUACUGCAUACACAAGAUUAAGGAGCUAUGUAUAAUAUAUCGUUUGUGUACGGAUAACCGCACUGGAUAAUAAACUUAAGUUUAUUUUACAUAGUUCCUGCAUACUUUUUGUCAUAUAUCGAUGCACAUAUGUGACUUGUAAGUUUAAUAAACCAUGAAUACCCAAUGUA
Ooceraea biroi (clonal raider ant) is the source of this 2773-nucleotide messenger RNA. RefSeq names its product calpain C (gene CalpC). Gene Ontology annotation, molecular function: calcium-dependent cysteine-type endopeptidase activity. Gene Ontology annotation, biological process: proteolysis. Gene Ontology annotation, cellular component: cytoplasm. Lineage: Eukaryota; Metazoa; Arthropoda; Insecta; Hymenoptera; Formicidae. The record is from RefSeq and is a predicted model, not a curated record.